AUGGAUAAGAAUGUCUCCAAAAAGCUAAAAUCCUUUGAAACAGUUAAUUGGUUGAAAAAUCGAUUUAAGAAUUAAGUGAGAGACAAAUAUAUCUUAAAUGAUAAGGAACUCAAAGAACAAAUAAUGAUGAAAGCUGUUUUCAAAUCAAUUGAUAGAGAUAAAUCAAGUUUCAUAUUAUUUUAUUUUAAGAAUUCCUAGAUAGGUAAGAACUUUACGAUAUGUUUAAACGAUAUGGCAUAAAUAUAACCAAGAAUAAACUUAAAGAGUUUUUCAAAAGAAUCGAUUAAGAUGAAGAUGGUAAACACAUCAUUUAUCUCAGACAAACUUAAUUGGAAUGACUUCAAACAAGCCUUACAAAAUUAGGAAGCAUUGUAAAGUAAGAAUUAAUUAUUAAUUUACAGUGUUUGCUGAAUUAAUGAGAAAAAUAAAGGAGUCUUCAGAAAAAAAAGGUAAACUAGACGAAUUAAGUUUCAUUCCUCUGAGUUUUCCAAAUAUGAUCUAAUAUAUGAAUUAUUGCGUAUUGAGAGAAGAACUUAUAUAAAAAAUAAACUCUAACUAAUUGAAUACGUAACAAAAGGUUAAAUAAUGCAAAAAUCUAUUAUCUUUAGAAGAUAUCUGUUACAAUAGAGUGAUUGAACUAAAAGAUGAUGAUGAAGAAGAUUAAGAAGCUGCAUUUAUUAAAUAAGCUAAAAAAUCAAAUGAUCACCAAUAAAUUGCUAUUUUAAAAAGAUUGUAAGAAAAAGAAUAAAUUGAAUUACGUCAAGUAAAUUUGUAUUAUAAUUACUUAGAAUCGAAUUCGAAAAUUAAGUACAUCACAAUAUUAUAAAUCUGAAACUGAACAAACAACACGUUCAAUGAGAAGAAAGAGUAAAUAGCUUAGUGCUGAUUAAAAUUAAUUUGUUUAAUAAGAAUGCAAAUUAAUAGAUUAUUUAGUUUCUGAAAAUUAAAGAGAAUUUCCAGUUCUUUAGAAAGAUGCUUAGUAAAAACAUCAAAUUCAAAUGUUAAUGUCAGAAAGAAUAUUUGAAAGCGAAAAUCCAUAUAAAUACAAUCAUUAAAUCAAUAAAUAUAAAAAUGAUUCCUCUUAAACUGAAAUCCUAAAAGGAUAACAUUUUACCACAUAACAUCUCAUUGUAUAUAAUCAAAAUUAAUUUUACAGAAUCAUAGAACUCCAAUGAAAUUAUCUUAAAGAAAACCUCUACAUACGCCAAAAAGAAUAAGAAUUAUAUCUUAAACAGAGCUAUCCAGAAAUUCACAUAAAACCUGAAAUUGAG
Messenger RNA from Paramecium sonneborni, 1271 nucleotides. NCBI's taxonomy places the organism in Eukaryota, Ciliophora, Oligohymenophorea, Peniculida, Parameciidae. The record is from the annotation of a GenBank genome assembly.